UAUAAUAAUAGGUAAAAAUAAAUUAAUUUAAAAAAAAACAAUUGUUUAUUUUUCGAGCAAUAGUGCCUUUAACGCGUAUUUUUCACAAAAUUUGAUAUUAAUUUGAUACUUUGAAAAUCGGUAUUAAAAUUAAUUUUACUUGUUAUAAGUGCUGUGUUUUGUUAUUGUGUGUAUAUGUACUGUGGAGUAUUAAUUUUCGUCUUUUUAUAAUGUGGUACGUUAUUUGAAUAAUUAGCAAACUAUCCUUUUAAAUUACAAAAUAUUUCGGUAUUAUAUAAUUUAAAGAAUGUCUUUCCAAAUAACAAAGAAGGACAUAUUUGAUGUUUGGGUCUCAAAAAUAAAAAUUAAGCGCUUUGAGGCAGUUAUGUCAUUUGUUUUAAAUGUUUUUGGUAACAUAACGUUUUCUGAAGAAGCAGUUAAAUCAUUAAAGGCGUCUGUGAGGACAACUUGUUUUAAGUUAGAUCAGUUAUGGUCAAAAAACAGGAACCGUGAAAGCUUUGAAUGCAAAAAUGCUUCCUGGCUCAGUGGCUAUUUAGUAAUACCACAGCAAAUAUUUUACGAAAUUCCUUCCCCUUCGAAUUCUGCAAGUGUGGGUAGACCUAGAAAAUCAUUUAAUGAGUGCUGUGAAAAAAUGAAGGAGAAGAAAGUACAAGGCCUCUUAGACUCAUUUAGCUUUGAAGAAAUUUCAACUGCAUAUGAAAUUAGUUUGCGAAAAAGUGGAAAAAGGAAUUAGUAAGGGUGAAAUUGUUUACAUUAAAAACAAAACAUAUAGUAAAAACAAUUAAAUAAAUUCAAAUUGGCUUUUUAUUUUACAAGAAUAACAAGAUUGGUAAAAACAAAUUGUCUAUUCCAGUUAAACUGAUUUUUUUUCGACAGGAAGUUUACGGUUCUUUUAAUUUUUGGUAUCCUUGAUGAUGUAUGGCAGAAAAAUUUCGUGACUUAAAAAAAAAACAUUGAUUGUGCAUAAAUAAAGCUACAUAAUUUAAAACAUCCUUUGAAAUAGUAUCUUGUACGUUUUAGUAGCCUUUUAGAGAAUAGUUUCUUUAAUUCAUAAACAACGUCAUUGACAUAUCGGUUUGCAAAAAACCUAGUCAAUUCUGAUAAUAAUUAACUUUUUUCUUUAUUUUAUUCAUAUUUGUCAUAAAAUUAAACAAUAAAUCAUUCCUCAAAAGUUUUUUUUGUAAAUUAUGAUUUUCAAAAAAAAGUACUUUUUGGUUAAAAUAACCUGUCACUUCAAAGCUCAUUUUACAAAAACUUAAAUAAAAUAUCACCAAAAUGUGAAUUACAUUUGAUUGUAUACACAUAUUCAAUGAACUAAUCACAAAAAAACUACAACAAAAUUUAAAAUGCAAGCGUUAUUAAUUUUAUUCCGCUAAAUUCGCGAAUUCCCACACUGUGCGCCGCUGUCACCACCGUAGAUAGGUACUUUGCUUCAAGCAUCCCGUACACUUGUUCAUUGAUUGUUGUUGUAAAGUUUUUUUCGAACAAAAUUCACGUGUACUUUUUGUAUUUAUUGCAAUUUUAAUUGAAUUAAACAACAAUUUUAAUUAAUUUCAAUCUAAUUGUUCUCAAAAGUAAAUUAACAAAAACAAACGAUUUCGCGAAAGGCACAUUGUUUACAUUUUUGACAACUGGCAUUUGGCACUUGACAGUUCGUUUGACGUUUCGUUCAGUUUCGUCAAGUGUGGUUAUACAGCGAAGCAAAUUUAUAAGUACAUACAGAGUGUGUUCAACAAACAUUAUUUUUUUUGUUGAUUUUUAAAAUAAGUCCAGUCAUAAAACUCCAUUCAUUUACAAUUUAUUAAAUUAUUUUGGAAAUUUCGCACACUAAUACGGUUGCAAUUAAUUAAUUUUUUUUCGGUAUUUUCGUAUGAAAAUAAACUAAUUUUUCAUAAAUUCUGAUAAUUUAAAUUGAUAACCGGUGCAAUUUGAGCAAUUUCUUUGGAUAAUAAUAUGGAUAAUUUAAUUCCACAAUACAUUUGUUCAGUUCUUAAAUAAAUAAAGUAACAAUGACUGGCAAGAAAAGGCAAACUUCUCCACCCAAGGAUUUAAACCUUGAUCAUUUAAAGCACCAGCGGGUGGUUAUAAAAAAUAAUAUUACACGUAUAAAAACGGGAUUAGAAGAAAAAACUUUUUCGCUUUUUUGAUGUCGAAAGUUGAUUCAGUCACGAGGUCGAAGUGGGAGGAACAGCUAGAUUACAGCACCCUUCCUUUAUGGAGCGAUUGUGAAGCAGCUCUUAACAAAAGAUACCAGCACUUAUCUGCUGAAGAAUCUUCUACCUCAAGACUUAAACCAUGUGACAAACAAUCCAAACCAAAACAAGAUGUAGGUCGUCAUAGAAAUCAAAAGUCUUUAUUUGCAGUAAGCACACAACAACAAAUAAAAUCAAAAUGCCUUUUCUGCAAAUCAAAUGAUCAUUUUAUAACCGCAUGCCAAUCGUUUUCCGCAAUUCCUGUUUUACAAAGAUUCGAAUUUGCAAAGAGUGUUCCUAUUUGUAUUAACUGCCUUGGAAAAGGACACACAGUUUCAAAAUGCAAGCUAAGUCGAUGCAGUGUUUGUAAUCGCUCGCAUCAUACGUUGUUACAUCAAUAUUUAACAACUUUUAAUAACCCAUCGUCUCAACCGGCUACGAGUUUCCAAGCAAUGCAUGCUUCGGUACUGACUGACCAAGUUAUUCUUGCUACGGCAAUCGUACAAAUAAAAGGCAUAAAUGGCGAAUCUAUGCCAGCUCGAGCUUUACUCGAUUCAGGCUCGCAAAUUAACUUCAUAACUGAAGAACUUUCGCAAAGGUUGAAACUUCGAAAAGAAGAAAAAUCUUUAAAUUUACUUGGCAUUGGGAAAGCAAGUACGAAAGUUAAUAAAAAACUAAAUGCAGUAAUAAAGUCACGAUUUAAUGACUAUUCCUUCUCUGAAGAUUAUUGGGUUAUGAAUUCAAUAUCAUCAUAUCAACCCAAGCUAUUAAUACAGCUAAUUGGAAUAUUCCUCCUAACAUUCAAAUGGGCGAUCCAUAUUUUAAUAAGCCGCAAAAUAUUGAUUUGUUAAUAGGAGCUGAAACAUUCUUUGAAUUGUUGUCUGCUGGUCAAAUUAAACAAGGACCCGAAUACCCAACUAUCCAAAAAACCCUUCUUGGUUGGAUAGUAUUUGCAAAAUAUCCCAUGUGCUCGAGUUCAAAUACAAAACAAUGUAAUUUGGUAUGCCAGUCUGAGGAAUUGCCAGACUUGGACAAAGCCUUUCAGCGACUUUGGCAAAUGGAAGAAAUUCCGGGAGAAACGAAAAAGUUUCUAACAACAGAACAAAAAAUGUGUGAAGAUCAUUUUGUAGAAAAUACAAAACUUUUGCCCACAGGUCGAUUUGAGGUAAAACUGCCAUUCAAAUCUUCACCAAAUUCUCUUGGUUCUUCGUUUGAAACUGCCAAACGUAGAUUUCUUGCACUUGAGCGCAAACUUUCCAGAAAUACUGAGUUAAAAGCGAUGUAUAUGGAUUUUAUGAAGGAAUAUCUGUUAUUGGGACACAUGUCACCAACAAAUAACGAAAUUCCUAAAAGCCCACACUAUUUCAUUCCUCACCAAUGUGUCUUGCGACCGCAAAGCACAAGUACUAAAUUACGAGUCGUGUUCGAUGCCUCAAGUCGAACAUCUACUCAAGUAUCUCUGAAUGACAUCUUGAUGGUUGGGCCAACCAUUCAAGAGGAGCUGUUUUCGACAUUGCUCCGUUUUCGUACUCAUAAAUAUGCCAUUACGGCUGAUAUUACGAAAAUGUAUCGACAAGUUCUCAUCAAUGAAGAGCAUUCGAAUUACCAGCUCAUAGUGUGGAGGCAAUAUCCAACUCAACCUCUACAAUAUUUCCGCCUUAACACCGUAACGUACGGCACUUCACCAGCACCAUUUUUAGCUAUACGGUGUUUGAAGAUGUUAAGUGAUAACUUCAAAAACUCAUAUCCUACGGGAUCUAAAGUUAUCGAAAAAGAUUUUUAUGUGGAUGAUCUUUUAACUGGUGCCGAUGAUAUUGAAACCUUAAAAAUUAUUAAAAAUGAAAUACAAGUUAUUUUAAAAAAUCGUGGGUUUCAAUUGGCAAAAUGGUAUUCAAAUCAUCUAGAAUUGUAUAAUGCUGAAAGUCCAGAAAAGUCAAUCAAAUUCAAUGACUCUACAAAAACGUUAGGAAUUUGCUGGCAACCAAAAGAAGAUAAUUUUUCUUUCAAUUUAGACAGCAGUUUUCAUGAUCUACGAGCCACCAAAAGAAAUAUUCUUUCAGUUUCUUCUCGUCUGUUCGACCCUCUUGGUUUAUUGUGCCCCAUUAUUACCAAAGCUAAAAUCUUAUUGCAAGAGCUAUGGAUUGCAAAACUUGAUUGGGAUGAGUCGAUUCCGUUGCGCCUUGAUACAUGUUGGCAAGACAUUAAACCUAUCUCAGCUUUGCGAGAUAAAAAUAUCAAGGUUUGUUGAAACCCAUUCGAAUGCAAAAAUUCAAAUUCAUGGGUUCGCUGAUGCUUCGAUGCGGGCUUACGGAGGUUGCAUUUACAUCCGAAGUCAAAGCACGGCGGGUAUCAAGUCGACGCUAUUAACAGCAAAGUCCAGGGUGACCCCUUUGAAAACCAAAUCGCUUCCGCGAUUGGAACUUUGCGCAGCGCAUACUCUUUCUAACUUAUGGAUGAGAGUAUCGGCAAUGUUGAAUCUUGACGUUGAAAAAGUUGUUUUUUGGACCGAUUCCGAAAUAACGUUGCAUUGGAUAAAAACACAUCCAUCUACGCUUGCAACUUUUGUUGCAAAUCGAGUGUCCGACAUCCAAGAGUGGACGCAAAAAGUAUCAUGGAGACAUGUUCCAACAAAACAAAACCCAGCAGACAUUGUGUCAAGAGGUUGUAAUGUGGACGAAAUCAAAAGUUCAAUAUGGUUUAAUGGUCCUUCAUUUCUAUUGGAAGAUCCAACGUUGUGGCCAGUGAAUUCUCAUUUCGAGUUAUCUCCAGAGGAGGAAGCUUUAGAAAAAAGAAAGACCAAUUUAGCUCUGGUCGCGGUUGAAAUUCCCCGAACGAAACUCAUGGAGUUUAUUGAAGAAGAGACGUCCUACAUAGAACUUGUUACAACCAUUGUUCAUGUAAUGCGAUUCUUUGCAGUUUCUAAAGAAAAAACGAAAUUAUUUGAAGAAUCACCUACGGCCAAAGAGUUACAAUUAGCAUUUCUUAAAAUAGUUGAAAUUGUUCAAAAUGAUGAAUUUCCCGAGGAGAUUCAAAAACUUAGAAAGAAUGUAACAUUGCCCAAUCACAUUCAAAAACUCAAUCCAUUCUUACAGGAUUUUAAUGAUGAUAACUUUUCAUUUUCACUGAUUAGAGUAGGAGGGCGUCUUUUAAACGCACCAAUUAAAUACGAUGCGAAAUUUCCGUUCCUAUUGACCAAAAAUUCUCAGUUCAUAAAACUAUACUUAACGUAUCUGCAUAGAAAAAAUUACCAUGCCGGACCUCAAGCAAUGGUUGCAUUGCUUCGCGAAAAAAUUUGGCUAAUUAACGCCAAAGAAGCAUGUCAAAAAGUUGUACGAAAGUGCGUAAACUGUUUCAAAUAUAAACCAAAAUUGCUCAACCAAAUUAUGGGAAAUCUGCCAGCAGAUCGAUUAAGAGCACAAAGACCGUUUCUAGUAUGUGGUGUAGAUUUUUGUGGCCCAGUAUAUACCACUUUAAAAAUUCGUGGUCGGCCACCGUGCAAAACAUACAUAGUUGUUUUUGAUUGUUUCACUUCCAAAGCUGUUCAUCUUGAAUUAGCUACUAAUCUUUCUUCCGAAUGUUUUAUUCUCGCCCUCAAAAGGUUUAUUGGUCGCCAAGGAGUUCCGAAGACGAUUCACUGCGACAACGGGACUCAGAGGAUCUUGAAAGAAGUUGGAGAAGAGUUCCAGAGAGGGCAGAAGGCAAUUCAAACGUACGCAGCAGACGAAGGGUUCAGUUUCAGCUUCAUACCACCAAGAGCACCUCACUUCGGAGGCCUGUGGGAGGCGGCAGUGAAAGCGGCGAAAACGCUCUUACAACGUACCGUAGGGAACGCUCUCCUAACGGCAGAAGAACUACUUACCGUAGUAAUAGAAGUCGAGGCAAUUUUAAAUUCAAGGCCAAUCGCCCCGUUAAGCGCAGACCCCAACGACGGAGAAGCCCUGACUCCCGCGCACUUACUAAUAGGCAGUCCCUUGCGAUCACUGCCCCCAGAGGAAGUUCCGGAACGGCAGAUGUCCUGCUUAAAAAGAUGGCAGACUCUAUGCUGGCUCAAGCAGCAGU
This is a messenger RNA of Episyrphus balteatus (marmalade hoverfly), 6251 nucleotides long. RefSeq lists its product as uncharacterized. The transcript has 2 exons. The coding region runs from base 2998 to 4440 and encodes 480 amino acids. Lineage: Eukaryota; Metazoa; Arthropoda; Insecta; Diptera; Syrphidae. The record is from RefSeq and is a predicted model, not a curated record.